This is a messenger RNA of Manduca sexta (tobacco hornworm), 816 nucleotides long. Its product is annotated as chorion class CB protein PC404-like. Gene Ontology annotation, molecular function: structural constituent of egg chorion. The record is from RefSeq and is a predicted model, not a curated record. Gene Ontology annotation, biological process: chorion-containing eggshell formation; multicellular organism development. The coding region runs from base 168 to 752 and encodes 194 amino acids. NCBI's taxonomy places the organism in Eukaryota, Metazoa, Arthropoda, Insecta, Lepidoptera, Sphingidae. Gene Ontology annotation, cellular component: egg chorion. The transcript has 2 exons.
AUUACGUUUUUACACAAUAAUUUCACAUUAUCGAUUACGUUUAUUUUUAAAAUGGUAAAAUUUCCACAUUUGUACACAAAUAGUGAUAACAACCCAUAUAAAAAAUAGUAGGUUUUGGAGAAAGUCAUUCUACAUCAGUCAGUCUACCUUGUAGUCAAACGAAAAAAAUGGCCGCCAAAACCAUUCUUGUAUUGUGCGCUCAAGCUGUUCUGCUUCAGUCCGUUGUAAGUCAAUGCAUCGGUCGUGAAGCAGUCUUCGGCAUGGGACUCCCUGGUCCCUACGGUGCUGGCUGGGGAUACGACGGUUUGGCUCCCUUCGAUGCUCUUGGUUAUGGAGCUGCUUGGGGAGGCCUUGGACCUAUGGGACCAGGUCUUGCAGGAAUCGCUCCCGCUACUGGACUAGCUGCGUCUUACGGCGGUGGUCUCGCUAUCACCAGCGUCUCUCCCAUCGCUCCCACCGGUCUCUCCGUGACCUCUGAGAACGCGAUCGAGGGCACCCUUGCUGUCAUCGGCCAGUUGCCUUUCCUCGGCGCGGUGGCUACUGAUGGUGCGUUCCCCUCCGUGGGUGCUGGUGCUGUAUCUUACGGCUGCGGAGAUGGCGCCAUUGGUAUUGUUGCCGAGGCCCCCAUUGCUGGACCCGCUGUAGGUCCCGCUCUUGGUUACGGCCCAGGUUUGGGACCCUUCGGCUAUGGGCCAGCUGCCUAUAAUGGAUUAGCUCCUCUUGGUGGAUGCGGAUGCGGUGCCAUAUACUGAAUGUAGAAUUAAGUUUUAAAUAUUUUUGUACGUUGAAUAUACAUUAUAAAUUGUAUAAAAUUGA